AUGAUGGCAAGAAUUGCUAAUAGUGCAGAAUGGGCCAGCACUGACCUCAUCAACUUGGACAUCUUCCUCGAGGCCGACAUAGAUCAAGAGACUUCAGAAGCUAUGGCAAAAUGGCGCGCUGUGCUUAGACAGCUAGGCAAACUAGCCCGACUACAGUUUCUUAAAUUGAUAGGAUAUAGUUGGGUGGCUAGAAGAAAGCGAACACUGGGCCUGAGGCUCAGAACAGGUCUGGAUGAACUAGUCUACCUGAAGAGCCUGAGAACAUUGCUGUCUGAACAUGGACGCCGGCAGAAGCAAUCGGAAGAAGCAACAUGGACCUGA
Messenger RNA from Lobosporangium transversale, 321 nucleotides. RefSeq lists its product as hypothetical. The coding region runs from base 1 to 321 and encodes 106 amino acids. NCBI's taxonomy places the organism in Eukaryota, Fungi, Mortierellomycota, Mortierellomycetes, Mortierellales, Mortierellaceae. The transcript has a single exon. The record is from RefSeq and is a predicted model, not a curated record.